CAGAAAAAAGUCAUGAGUACAUAUGCACAACCCAUGAAGGAAGCAAGGUUUCGGUUUUGCCUUUGCAGUUCAGGUCAAAGUUCAACUGUGGUGUGCUAGAUAAGAAGUGAACUCCUGUGCAAGUGCAAGAAGUGGGGUCACAAAUAGGACACUUGGGUUUUGAGGUACUUUUCUCACACAGCCCCCAGAACAGACCCCUAGUGCCCAUCAAAUGAAGAUCUGACUAUGCAUGAUGGCAGAACCAUGCCUAUUGCCUCGUGUGCUAAUGAGGAACUGAAAUACACGUCUGCCUCUGCUUUUUACCCAAAUAAGGGACUGCAUAAGAAUUACUCAGGAAAUAAAAUGAACUGGGUGCAAUCCCACCAUCAAGAAGCCCAAGACACAGAAGGACCAACAGGACGCUGCUGGAUCCAUGGAGGGAGAUAUUGAAAUCUUAAACCUGGAUAUGAAGCCUGGGAACAUCCUGAAGGUGAAGGGCAAAAUACUUGCUGAUGCACCUGACUUCAGCAUCAACCUUGGCUACAACUCAAGAGAUCUGGCAUUUCACUUCAGUCCCCGCUUCAAUGAGUCUGUCAUCGUCUGUAACUCCAAGUGCUCCGAUCGCUGGCAGACGGAACAUCGUGACCACCACCUCUCUUUCUGCAGGGGCUCCACUGUCAAGUUCUUCAUUGAAAUGCUGUCAGACAAAUUCCGUGUGAAACUGCCGGAUGGUCAUGAGGUGUGCUUUCCCAACCGGCACGGCUACUGCAAGAUCAACUACAUAAGCAUCCAUGGAGGCUUAAAGAUGAUCUCCCUCAAGCUGACCUGAUGGGCACCACUUCCUAGCUCUAAUAAAAAACCAAGCCAGUGGAA
Sturnus vulgaris (Common starling) is the source of this 852-nucleotide messenger RNA. RefSeq names its product galectin 2 (gene LGALS2). Gene Ontology annotation, molecular function: carbohydrate binding. The record is from RefSeq and is a predicted model, not a curated record. NCBI's taxonomy places the organism in Eukaryota, Metazoa, Chordata, Aves, Passeriformes, Sturnidae.